UUCCAUGACAACAGAGAAGCAAACGUCUGCUUGGAUUGGCUGCUGUUUUAUUGUGUAGUCUCGCGAGCAAACACUAUUUUUAACACCCGCGAGGAUUAACAAAUACAGUACAUGGAUGGACAUUACACCAACCCUGAUUAUUGUCCAACAUGUCAGUGAAAGAAUAUUGCGGUUUGUUUCAAGAGAACGUAUAAAAAGAUGACAUCUGCUGAUUUGGCGAGAUUGAGCGUGAGUUUAUCCGAUGUUAGGCUAGCGUCAUCUGGUUGUGGCGUUAGCUCAUUCCACGAUGCAUACAAGUUUUCGGGCCAACCACCCGGUCUCGCUCACAACAAUGUAGCGGACUUGAAUCUUAAGGAGCAUUUUUUUGGGCUGAUUCAGAAAGAUACAAAGUUGGGUUUGCAAUGGAUGAAAACAAUUUCGACGUACUGAAAGACCCUGGUGGAAAGCCUGGUCGAGCAGAGAAAUCCGGAUCAUUCACUCCAGAAGAGAAGAAGGUGUGCACGUCCUGUACAGCAGAAGAAGAUCUCAACGCUAAUGGGUCUUGGUCACAGAGGACCAUCUCUCGUUUACUCAAAAGCACCUUAAAUCCUCGUAUGAAGUGGCUCUUACCUGGUCAUAGUCAAGAUGAUUAUGAGGAUGAAGGGGAAGAAGAAGGAAACUUUGUCGUGGCCUGCAACCUGGUGUCCAGAUCAUCUGUCCGUAUCUUGCGUUUGCAAAAUGCUCUUCUGAGUAUGUCAAUGCAGUGGCAGCAUGUCAGCGGGGCACAAAUGGGUUAUCCUAAGAUCUGUGUCAAGGGCAAGACUGUGUCAGGUGAUGGUCUUCUCCUCGUGCCUGCCUUGCCCUUCUUGAGUAAGCAUUACCGAGCUCUGUGGAGCCUCUUGGAGCAGAGAUCUCUGCUGCUUUUUAUUCACGAGUACACCAGGAGGGCUCAUUUAACUGCUGUAUACAUCUCUAACCUGGGCCGCCUGCUUGAGGAUCUCUUGAGGAAGUCGCACAUCUCAUCUAACCCAACCCCACACCUCUGCUCAUCAGCCAAGGUUCAGCUUGUCUCCUUGUGCCAGGAGUUUCGCAUUCAUGUCAACCACUGGCCUUGUCUAUAUGCAAAAGUCCAGUCUGAUCACUAUCUCAGGCACGCUCUGGCCCAGCAGAACAAGUUGCUGGACGAUAUUAGACAGACUCUUGACUUGCUGAGCCUGCAAGUGAUGGUUUUAAUGGGACGUUAUGUGCAAGCUGUUUUGGAUGCUAUGGGGCAGUCCAAUUUGGACCACGUACCAAGGGAAGUCAUGGCAGACAUUUUAGAAUGUAUAGAACUCUAUAACACGGCACUGGAGGAGCAGAGAACACAGCACAACACCACCCAUCUGGGGACUCAAGUAUUCCAGCAGAUUUGUUGUACCCCACUGACAAACAGUCAGAGGCAUCAACCUGCUGCUGUCUCAGUUAAAGACCUGCUGAGUAUUUUGGCAGCGCAUCAUGCAAACACGGCAGCCAAUCAGCUCCAAUCGUGGACCGCUCAGCAAUGCGUGUGUCAAUCCCCCACCAAGCAGGACAUUUCUGCCAGGUUGCUGUCCAGCUUCCCCCCAACGUUAAUUUGGCAGCAGCAGCAGGAUAAGUUCUCAAAAUCGCACUCCUCUUUUCAUACUUGUCACAUUCACACUCCCAAACUUCACUUGGAAAGUACCAACGAUGAACUUCAUUCAGAUUUAGAAAAGGUGACGUCCUCCCCAAUAAAAGAUACAAAUCGGAAUAACUUACCUUUUCAGUGCCAAAAACAUGCCUCCAACACCGGUCCGGUCCGGGCAGAUCUAGAAGAUGACAGCCCUGCAAGAAACUUUCAACAUUUGCAGAAGUCAAGUCAACCCUCCACCUUUCAGCAUUUGACAACCAACCCCCUGCCAGACUUUUGCCAACAGGAUCAGUCCAAAGUUGAGCUUCUAUUUCAUGUGCUUGUUUCCUCUUAUGACAUGCUAGCUCCACUGCGAUCACAUCCUUUGACACCCACUAUACAACUGUUUCCUCACAACAUAAAAAUUGACAUGCUCCCACCAAAUGGGAAGGCUGAUCCAAACCAAAGCAGCAGCGACUGUGCAAUGGAGGGAACCCACCUGGGUGUUGUUGACACAACAGGCACGCUUGAUCCCAGCUCAGAUUCUGGACAGCGGGGUUUGGAGGUGGCUGUAGAAGAUGUAAAAAAAAACAAGGAUGAAUGUGCUCGCCGGCCUCGUUCCGUUCAGUGGUUGGACCUCGGGCAGUCAAUGCUGUUUGAUGAUCUGUUUGGAGAGUACCGUGCACUGCUGUGGGCUCGCUGCAGCAAAGCACUGUGGCUGCAGAUGCAUGUGCCACAUGGGGCAAGGAGUACUGGGAGCAUCAAUCUCCAUGACAACCACAGGAUCCUCCAAGUCCUUCAGCAAAUGAGCCAUGCCUCAAACAUGGAGAUACUUCCAAAGGAGUGCAAAGCCAUGCUGGAGGAGUUCAAUCUAAAUAUGUUAGUCAGUGCAACACAUGCUCUUUGGGACAAUGUGGUGUGCAGAGGUUUGGGUGCAACUUUGAAAGACAAGUGUCUGGCAGCUGCAAACCAACACAGAAGUGCUUUUGCGCCUUCCUCUAAUCCAGAUGAGACUGUGAUGAUGUCUCUGACUGCAGAGUACUUCCUCCAGCUCACUCAGCCUCUACUGUCCUCGCUCUCUUACUGCAACGCAUCAGGUUCUUUGAGGUUCUUGCCAACAUGGCUCGCUUUCCACCGAUGGACAGUUAGCUUGACGUUAGCCACGGUGCAAAUGUCCACAGUGUGGGUCACGUCAAAGGCAUACCAGUUCCUCUCCUCGUGGAGCCUCAACAAGUUCUUACUCAUCACGCAAGGAGACCUGGAAGUGCUGAAAGAGUCGUUGGACAAUUUGGUGCAACAGACAAAAUCGUUGAUGAUAAACUCCGACAGUAAUUGUCUUUCCACUCUUCCUACGCAUAAUCAAUGUGUACUGAAGCAGCAACUCCAAAUGGUUGAAGUGGCUUUCUCCGAGCUGCAGGGUUUUUCUUCUCUGGUACUAAAAACCUUUUCUAAUGACUGCAAAAGGAUAUCUGCCGAUCUCUUUGAGCGGACCAUGCCCUCUGGUGGACACUGGAGACUCAACCCCAGACCAGGCUUUCCUACCAGCCCCAGUGAGUAUGCAUCACUGGCUGCUCAGAAUGUGAUCGGUCAGGUUUUGGAUGGUGUGGCAUUACUGUCUGAUGAUGUCCGCAUCCAGGCUCUUAGUUUAACCAUGACAGCUUUCAUGGAGUCAUGGAUGGAACAUAUCCUGAAGCAACAAAUCAAAUUCAGUGUGCAAGGAGCGCUCCAACUAAAGCAGGACUUUGAUUCCAUCAAAGAAUUGAUCUGCUCUGACCAAUACGGCCUGCCAGAGGAACUCCUCCAGCGACUACUCAGCCUUAGAGUAUUUCAACAGGUGGACUCUGCAGUCUUAUGCCUGCUUCAGCAGCCACAGGUCAGACCAUAUCUGCAGAGCAGAGCCUGGGAGUCUUUCAUACGCUGCUGUCCCACUAAGAGCAGUCGAAACAGCUUGAGUGCAGAGGUGGGGGCCAGCAUAAUCAAUCUGAGGGGUAUGGAAGGAGACGACGUGACCCAGUCUAAUCCUUCCGUUCGCAGCACUGACAUUCCUUCAGUUGACCCCUUUAUCCCAGGAGAGCCCUACCUUGCGCCAAGUAUAGCUCUGGGUGCUUCUCAACAAGACUGGUUGGACUUGAGGAUCCAUACCAGUUCUCACCGCUGGCGGUUGCCCGGACUGCAGUGUCUUUCCAAAUCUGAACCCUGAUCAGCAAACACUGAACUUAAUCUCUUUUUUUUUCACAGAGCUCCACUUGAUUUAAUGGAACACUGUAUUUUACCAGUAAUAAAAUGUUUUGAAAGUUAUUUUGAAAUAAUGUGAUAAAUCAUACAGUCGUAAAACAAGUUGUUUGGUAAGGGUUUGGCUGAACCAUAAACAAACAUUUCAAAUUA
Molecule: messenger RNA, 3991 nt
Organism: Hippocampus zosterae (dwarf seahorse)
Lineage: Eukaryota; Metazoa; Chordata; Actinopteri; Syngnathiformes; Syngnathidae
Gene: ccdc142
Product: coiled-coil domain containing 142
Exons: 18
Coding region: 402-3806 (1134 amino acids)
Source: RefSeq, a predicted model, not a curated record